Coregonus sp. 'balchen' is the source of this 6001-nucleotide messenger RNA. NCBI's taxonomy places the organism in Eukaryota, Metazoa, Chordata, Actinopteri, Salmoniformes, Salmonidae. The record is from the annotation of a GenBank genome assembly.
AUGCUUCGAAGUAGUACAGAGGAGUUGACACCUGGCAACACCUCGGACUCCGGAAGAAGCUCGGUGCUGUCACCUUUGUAUCAUCGAGGCGGACAAAAUGGGCCCGUGUCGCUCGGUCGUGGAUCAACAUCUGCAGGCCUGCUCACAAGAGGUAGGCCUACAUAAACUAUUUCCCGUUAGCUAUGUAAACAAACGUGCUAGCUAGCUAAGCUAACCAUUCUGAUUAAAUGGAAAUCAUGUUGGCAAAGUUGAGCACUGCUAAAUUCUCUAAAUAAAGCUUAUACACAUUUUCAUAUUUUUAAUUAUCUAGGCUACAAGGCACUUAGCCAGGCAGGCUUAUUUAGAUUGAGUUGUAGACUAUAAGUUGAUGGCCUCUUUCUUUGACUCAGGUCAGGUGAAUCACAACUUCAGAGGGGGCAGGACAAGUUCAUCUGUCCCACCCUCCAGUGGCUCCUCAUUCUAUGGGACCCCCAGACUCAUGGGGGGAACCCCCAGACUCGGGAGGACCCCAGGCUCAGCUGGGGCUGUAGGCAUACACCCUGUAUGGACGCCACAGACUGAACCCUCUGGUAAAGCCAUAGCGCAGACACACACAACUGAGUUGUUUUUCACUGGGCUGUCUCAGUUUGAGAGUUGAAUUAUUCCGCUCUCUCCAUUCCAGCAGUGACCACUAGCUGCUCCUCUGUGACCUCGGCCACUGCUGCCUCUGUGAUUGUGGCGGUGGUAGAAGGGCGUGGGUUGGCCAGGGGGGAGAUUGGCAUGGCCAGUAUCAACCUGAAAUGCCCAGAGCUGGUCCUCUCUCAGUUUGCAGACACUGGGACCUAUGCCAAGGUAGAACAUAAUAAACAAAUAGGCUGAAUUGGUUUACUGUCUUCAGUAUCUCAGAACAGGGACAGACAGGCAAAUCCAUCUCCAUGCAGCCUAGCUAAGUGCAUGGUUAUCUCAGUGUACUAAAGGAGCGUUAAACUUGUCUCUGAUCCACUUCCAGGUUAUCACCAAGCUUCACAUCCUGGUGCCACUGGAGAUACUAAUGCCAGACACUGCCAGUGAGAAAGGCAAAGGGACCAAGCUAUACAACCUCAUCACAGAAAACUUUCAGGUACUGAGUCGAGGUGGUCUGUCUAUACUGCUGAAGUGAGACUUUUACCUUUGUCUUAUGUGUUAUUUGUUGCCUAACCUUCUUCUUUAUGUUUCAGUCAGUAUCUUUCACUGCAAUCCAGAGAAAGUACUUCAAUGAGAGAAAAGGGCUGGAGUACAUCCAGCAACUGUGUGCAGCAGAGUACAGCACUGUUAUCAUGGAGGUGCAAGCUAAGUAUGUCACUGGGCUCAGAGAGCAUAACAAUAAUAGUCUGUCACUUCAUAAUAAUCAGUCCAUUGAACUGCAGUGUUCAUCCCCAGAUACUAUUGCCUGGCAGCUGCUGCUGCUUUGCUGAAAUACUUUGAGUUCAUUCAGAACUCCAUCUAUGCACCAAAGUCACUGAAAGUAAGCUUCAAAGGGAGUGAGCAGACUGCCAUGAUCGAUUCAGCGUCUGCCACUAACCUGGAGCUGGUUGUCAACAACCGGGACCACAGGUAUGGGGGCGUGGCAGAAGGAUGUGAGACCGUCUCACUUAUCAGUUUUUCAAACAUGGUCAAUACAUCAAGAGAGUAUGUGAUGUCCAGGGUGUGUGUACAUUUGUGUGUCUGCAGGAGUGAACAUACCCUGUUAGGGGUGCUGAACUACACCAAAACCCCUGGUGGGGGAAGGAGGCUGCGCUCUAACAUUUUAGAGCCCUUGCUGGAUGUCGAUACCAUAAACAUACGUCUGGACACCAUUCAAGAGCUGUUACAGGACGAGGAGCUCUUCUUUGGCUUAAAGAACGGUUAGUAACAGCUACUAACGGUGUUACCUUAUAUUACAGUGAUAGGUUUUCAAUGUUGAUUGACAGUUCUUUAAAGAUUAGUGUAUUUCCUUUGUUCAUUUCUACUGUGCCUGCAGCCAUUGGACAUUUUCUGGAUAUAGACCAACUGCUCUCUGUUCUUGUCCAGAUUCCCAAGCAGGAAACGGUACAUAUAGACGUUAUUUGAUUACUUGUGAUACAUUUGAUUAAAUAAACUAUUAUAUUGCUCCUUUCAAUGGUAUGGUUUCCUGAAGGUAAAAGAGUUGUCAAAGCCAUAAUGAUGGAACAGUGAGAGUAAUGUUAGAAUCUGUCUGUUUUCCUCUCAAUGAAGGUUCAAGUUGCAGAAUCAAAGAUUACACAUGUGAUUCAGCUGAAGCAUACUCUGGAGUUGGUACCACCACUGAGGGUAAGUGCUCUGUGUCCUUAUAAUAUAUUCAAAAUCAUUACUGUUGUUGUACCAUGUGCAUUUUUAUAACCAGUAUUGUGUAAACAGAUGGUGCUGAAGAACUGUAACACUGCUCUGCUGAAGGCUUACAGCAGCUCACUGGAAGACAACAGGUACAUUAUCACUAAAGGGAUUGGGUUUUCAAUUAACAGGCCUCUAGAACACCUCUCAGGCACAUUGCCUUCAUUGAUCACAUUAUGUUUCCUCAGGUUUGACAUGAUCCUGGACCAGAUCAAGACAGUGAUUAAUGAUGACACCAGCUACAUGAAGGGGAGCCUCAACAUGCGUACACAGAAGUGCUACGCUGUGCGCCCCAACAUCAAUGAGUUCCUGGACAUCGCCCGGCGAGCCUACACUGAGAUUGUGGAUGACAUUGCAGGUGUUCACUAGAUGGUUAUGAUGUUUUAAAGGGAUAUGCAAAUUGAUAAUCUCUUAUCGGAUUAUCCCUAAUUUAUUUCAAACUGUCUCUGAUGUGUUAUGUGUAGCCUACAGUAAAUCUUUCCUGGUGUGAAUUACAUAAUGAACCCUGCUGAUGCACAGGGCUGGUUGACCAGGUGGGGGAGAAGUAUGGCUUGCUGAUACGCACCAGCUUCAGCACAGCUCGAGGCUUCUACAUCCAGAUGAAACUGGAGGGGGGAGCUUUACCUGAUGGGGAACUCCCAGCUGACUUCAUCAAGGUAAUAACCUAUUUGAUGAACACCUCUGUACCUGGCAAUGCUGGAUUGUGGCAAUGAUGAAUGGAUUAUACAGAGCAUUAAGUGAGAGAAACCCAUUACAAGGUGUCAUGUUGCUUCAUGUUCAUUGUUUAAAGUGGCUGUACCUGUCAGAAUUUCUUUGGCCCUAUAUUACACUAAAACUUGUUCGGUAUUCUCAUUCAUAGUAAUAUAUUUUCAUAUUCUUGCUGUGUUUUAUUCACACUUUCCUCAGGUGACAAAGCACAAGAACAACUACAGCUUCACCACAGCAGACCUGAUGAAGAUGAAUGAUCGCUGUGAUGAGGCUCUGAGGGAAAUAUUCCACAUGUCCUAUGUGUGAGUAAAGAGCAGCUUCACAGCCUCACAAUUAUCAGGCUACAUUUUCAGUGUAUAAUGUGUACAGAAAAAUAUGUAUUCUUUGCUUUGAUCUGACUGACAAACCUACCCUUUAUUUCUGUUAUUAUCAUGUGUCAUAAAGCGUCUGCUAAAUGACGUAAAUGUAAAUAACUGGGGGAAAUUGGAUUGAUUUAUUAUUGUUUACCCAGUAGAUGGGGCUAUUUAGUUUGUUGUGGCGUUGUAGAUAAUGUUGUCCUGUUUACACCUGUCUCUUUCCAGGGUGGUGUGUCAGCUGCUGAGUACAGUUCAUGAGCGUAUCCACUGUCUUUACAAACUGUCCGAUGCUGUGUCCAUGCUAGACAUGCUGCUGUCACUAGCCAAUGCAUGCACCAUCUCAGACUAUGGUAAGUCAAGCAGGAACGUUAAUAAAUGUAAUCAAUGAUUCAUUUAUUCUGUACAUUUCUGCAACAGAACACAAAAAGUAUGUGUUGCUCAAAUUCAUAGUUCACGCUAACCAUAUGAUCCAGUCAGAUUCAAGCUAUCCCUGGAGUGGUUUGACAGUAUCUGAAGAAACCCACCCACUCAUCCAUCUCACAUAGCAGCCAGUCAUAGCAGCAUGAGUGAAUAGUGUCAGCAGCAGUACCCCCAGUUCUCCUCUAUAAGUGACAAAGAGGCUGCUGUGAUCUGCUCUCUAUUUAACAUUGGUUGCCCUGCUAGCUUAAGUUGUCUGGGCAGCAGCUCCCAUAACCAUGUGGGUGGUGACCAAUGGCCCACAGCUGUCUGAAAAAGGAUCUCUGGAGGGACUUGUGCUGACUGACGGCCCUCUCUGUCUCAGUCAUCUCACUCUCAGAUUACCCUGGUCACGUAACCGUUACUGUAUUUGACCAGACCAAUCUCUCUGCAAGACACGACUACUGCAUGUACUGUACGCUAGAAGUGUUUGGAAUUUUCUCAUAAAAUGUGUGAUAAAAUAACAAACACAACUGAAUGUCAUCCACAGUAAUUCAACACAGAGGAAAACAUUUAUUUACCAACCACGUAAUUGUACAUUUUGAAUUGUAUUGUAAUUGUUUUCCUUCUCUGUGCCUGCAGUGCGUCCUGAGUUCACAGACACACUGGCCAUCAAGCAAGGUCGUCACCCCAUUCUGGAGCGCAUCGUUGGCCAGCAGCCCGUGUCCAACAACAGCUACAUCUCUGAGGGCAGCAACUUUGUCAUCAUCACUGGGCCCAACAUGAGCGGCAAGUCCACCUACCUCAAACAGGUGGCGCUGUGCCAGAUCAUGGCUCAGAUAGGUGGGUGGAGAAACCACAAAAUUAAUUUGAAAUGGAAUGUAGUUAUAUAAUUAACUUAAUUUUCUGUGUUGUAACCAUUCAACGGGCUUACUCACAGGCUAUUUAUAUAAUGAGUCUGAUCUUUCCUAGGCUCCUUUGUGCCUGCUGAGUAUGCCUCCUUCCGCAUUGCUGACCAGAUUUUCACCAGAAUCGGGGUGGAUGACGACUUUGAGACAAACUCCUCAACCUUUAUGGUGGAAAUGAAGGAGGUACAUUUUCCAUAUAUUGGCCAGUGGUUUGGUAUGGAUUUUCGAAAUACCGCAAAGUAAUUAUAUUUCAUUUAUUUGUCUUUGUACUCCCAAGGUCUCAUAUUUAAUCCAUAAUGUGAGUGAUCGGUCUCUCAUUAUCAUAGACGAGCUUGGGCGUGGUACUAGUGCUGAGGAGGGUGUCGGCAUCUGUCACUCUGUCUGCGAAUUCCUCCUUAGCCUCAGGGUAGGUACAGUGUCCAACCAGCACAGUGCCUCUCUCCUAUCUGAAACAAUGGAUGAUUAAUUUGAUUUUUAUGUAUGAAUCAUGGAGUCCUUUCUUUUCUUUGACUUCCUGUUACAUGCACUGCUCAGAUCAUAAGAUAAAUAUGUGUGCUCAGCUGUUUACCUGCUGGUCCCAGGCGUUCACUCUGUUUGCCACACACUUCCUGGAGCUAUGUCAGCUGGAGACAUUGUACCCCAAUGUGGAAAACCAGCACAUGGAGGUUCAGCACACCCGCACUGGUGACACGGGUACAGAGAGUGUCUUCUAUACCUUCCUGCUGAGCCGUGGAAGCUCUGAGGAAAGAAACUAUGGUAAGGAAAUACAAUCAGACACUUAACAUUGUCCAAUCUCAAUCAUUCAACUUAAUGGUAAAAGGUUUACUGUAAUGUUCAACUUGCAGGUCUGAGGGCUGCGGAGAUGACUGCACUGCCUACAACCAUAAUCCAAGAAGCAAAGGCGAUUAGCUCCAAAAUCAGCCAACAGCUCUUGGUAUGCUUUUCCAGUAGGCCAUGUCUUAUAAUUAUUUAGAUCUAAUUUACUAUCCCAUCAUCUUAUUCUCUGUGGUCCCUGCUGGUCCGUCAACCUGUCAUCUUCCUCCUCCCUCCUACCCUGUCUCAGGCCAAGCACCACAGUGAUCCGGAAACGCAACGGCAGAGAGCAGUGUACCACCUGGCCACCCGGCUCCUGCAGACAGCCAGGAACUCCAAGCUGGACCCUGACAGCCUGCGCAUCUAUCUGAAGGGCCUGAAGAGACACUAUGAAGCAGAGCUGCAGGUCACAGGAGAGCCUGUGUCCAUGGAGACAGAGGAAGAAUGAUUCAGAUGAGGAAAGGGAUGUCAAAG